AUGCAUGCCCAAGUAUAUAUUUUGGCGGUUUUUUGCUUAGCGGCUGGGGUCUUUCCGGGAAAUCUGCCGCCAUUCAUUCAUCCCUGCUCCAAGUCUGACCCCAACUUGAACCAAUGCGUUGAGAAAGCGAUACAAGUGGCGGGUCCUUUGUUUGCUGACGGUAUCCCAGAGCUGGGAAUCGCCCCCUUGGACCCCAUGAAGCUCGGCACCGUGGAUGUCGAAAACCCCGCCCUCAAUCUUGUCUUCACUGACACCGUCGUCACUGGACUCAAGGAUUUCAGAGUCAAUUCCUACAAAAUCAACACAGAGACAGGAAAAGCGGUGUUCGACUUCACGGCUAACGUGACCCUGAGUGCGAAAUACAACAUGGACGGUCGUGUGCUCAUCCUCGACAUCAGAGGAAACGGUCAAGCGGAUAUAAUAAUUACAAACCUAAACAUCGUGAUUAAAUACGACUACGAGACAAAGGACGGUCACUGGGUGGUCCCGAAAUACAAAGACAACUACAAGAUGGACAAGGCGCAGUUUAGAUUUACCAACCUCUUCGGGGGGAAAAAUAAGGAACUUGCCGCCACAACACUAGCAUUUAUAAACGAAAGUUGGGAGAUUAUAAUGCAAGAUAUCUCACCGCCGUCCAUCAAAAACAUCAUUAAGCGCUGCGUUGAGGAAGCCAAGAAAUUAUUCGCUGCCGUUCCUGCAGCGGAGCUCAUGCUCCCAUAA
Messenger RNA from Parnassius apollo (apollo), 720 nucleotides. NCBI's taxonomy places the organism in Eukaryota, Metazoa, Arthropoda, Insecta, Lepidoptera, Papilionidae. The record is from the annotation of a GenBank genome assembly.